AUGGCGGAGGGCCGCGACACAAGUUCUGACUCUGAUGAUGACCGUGUUGAUUUCCUCAGUGACAACCUUGAAAACGUUCGUCCUUCUUCCAGCGAGAGGAAUACCUCAACACCAGGAAACAAAAUUCAAAGAAUCAAACUCCAUCGGGGUCAGGUUUUUGUAGAACUAAACAACGCUGUCAAAAACGGCACAGUAUCAUCGAAUGAUGCCGUUAUUGAAGUCGAGAUGAUUCUACCUAAUGGAACUGUUGAAAAAGGGGAAGAUAAUGGGGGGGUCUUCAGAGACGCUCUCGCCGAAUACUGGGAAACAUUCAACAAGAAAUGUGCAACAGGAAGUAUCAUAACAGUUCCAGUAACCCGACAUGACAUGAAAGAAACGUGGAAAUAUGUUGCUGAAGUUAUGAUUAUUGGGUAUAAAACAGUGGGUUAUUUCCCCAUCAAACUUGCAAAACCAUUCAUGAAUCAUUGUUUUGGACAUAAAACACAGGAAGACGAGCUUGUAAAGACAUUCUUGCAGUUUAUUCCGGACCACGAGAAAAAGAUCAUUGAGCAAGCUCUUACAGAUUUUCAGAGUGUUAGUGAGGAUGACGAAUUUUUGGAUAUGCUGGAUUCCCAUGAGGUGAAACCCUGCGUACGUGAGGACAACUUCAAAACAAUCUUGUCAGAAGUGGCUCAUAAAGAACUGAUCCAGGAUACUGCAUACAUAUCAGAUUGCUGGCGGGUUCCUCUCAAACAACGUUUGACACAACUACUACCAAAAGGGGGUCUGGAUGAGUUGUAUAACAAGCUAAAGCCCACACCCCACAAAGUGACAUCCAUCCUGCAGUUUGAGGAACAUCUCGAGCGAAAAGAGCAGAGCAUCUCUACUUUCUUGAAGAAAUACAUAAGGCAAUGCCCUGAGGAACGUCUUCUAAGGUUUCUUAGAUUUUGCACAGGUGCAGAUGUCCUGAUUGCAUCAUCUAUUAAGGUGAGGUUUGUAGAACCACUGAGUGACUUCUCAAGAACUCCUGUUGCACACACCUGCGGUUAUGUGCUUGAGUUUCCCAACAGCUAUGGCUCCUACUUAGAGUUGGCAGAAGAAUUAACCGAGCUCCUUGACUCAAAAGUAUGGGUAAUGGAUAUCGUAUAAAUCAGUAAGCAUGAGAUAAAGUAAAGUAGCCAUUGUAAUAAUAUAUGCAUUUAGGUUUUAUGCUCAAC
Molecule: messenger RNA, 1196 nt
Organism: Asterias rubens (European starfish)
Lineage: Eukaryota; Metazoa; Echinodermata; Asteroidea; Forcipulatida; Asteriidae
Exons: 3
Coding region: 1-1128 (375 amino acids)
Molecular function (GO): ubiquitin-protein transferase activity
Source: RefSeq, a predicted model, not a curated record